Penicillium maclennaniae is the source of this 219-nucleotide messenger RNA. RefSeq lists its product as uncharacterized. Lineage: Eukaryota; Fungi; Ascomycota; Eurotiomycetes; Eurotiales; Aspergillaceae. The transcript has a single exon. The coding region runs from base 1 to 219 and encodes 72 amino acids. The record is from RefSeq and is a predicted model, not a curated record.
AUGCACCACGCCGAUACGCGCACUUUCUUGAAGUACUACCUCGACCGACGGAUUAACAAGAACCUUCCUGCCAUUAUCCGAGGUCUAAAUCCUGAUAACGACAUUAUGCAUGCAGCUUGUCGAAUGAGCCGGACCAUUGACCCCGAUCGCCCACAAGAAUUAACGACCGCCCAAGCCUCCUCAGUCAAUGAAUGGCCUGAAAUUACUACCCUUAUCUAG